This is a messenger RNA of Corticium candelabrum, 1057 nucleotides long. Its product is annotated as mitochondrial genome maintenance exonuclease 1-like. Gene Ontology annotation, biological process: mitochondrial DNA replication. Gene Ontology annotation, molecular function: single-stranded DNA exodeoxyribonuclease activity. Gene Ontology annotation, cellular component: mitochondrion. The transcript has 4 exons. The record is from RefSeq and is a predicted model, not a curated record. The coding region runs from base 81 to 932 and encodes 283 amino acids. NCBI's taxonomy places the organism in Eukaryota, Metazoa, Porifera, Homoscleromorpha, Homosclerophorida, Plakinidae.
CAUUAUCGGGCUUUCUCCGGUACAGCAAGCGUUAGACGAACACAUUGUGUGCUUUUGAUGCUGUUUAGUUAACGUUUGGAAUGAAAGUAGAACUACGGGGCCUGUUUAAGAUGCGUAUCAUGUCUAGAUCGUCAUCAUCUUCUCACUCUAGUGUUAGUAGUGUUACCUUCUAUGGAAGAAAACGAUUUGGGCCAAAAGAAAAGGCAGAGAUUAAUAACAAAACUUAUCCUAUAGUAGUAGAAAUGUCAAAGAUAGAGGAAGCCGAGUCUCGGUGGUACACAGAGAGGAAAGCAGAAUAUCCAAGUGUCACAUCCAUACUCAAACUCACGAUGCCGACAGACAGCAGCCUUCGACUGAGUAAAUGGAUAAGAAAGAAGGAACACGAACUAGGAGUGAAAGGAGCGUUACAGCUCAGAGAUGACAUCAGACAGAGAGGACUGACAAUACACAAGUAUCUUUCAGAUCACUUUUUGGGCAGAUUGAGGGAUGAGGAUAUACCUAGAAAUCUGUUAGGGUAUUGGAAAAGCUUCAAACCUGUUCUAAAUGGCAUAUCAGAGCCAAAGGCUGUGGAGACUGCUGUUGUGCAUCGCAAGCUGCAUUAUGCUGGGACUUUCGACUGUGUUGCCAAAUACAGGGAUCAUUUGUGUCUUAUUGACUGGAAGACAUCUGAUAAACCGAGACGAACUCUUAGAGAUUGUUAUGAUUUCCCUAUUCAAGCAGUUGCAUAUGCAGGAGCUGUCAACGUAGACAAAUCUUAUCCAUUUAAAGUGGAUAGAGCACUGGUAGUUGUUGGUUAUCAAAACGGGUCGCUCGCUGAUGUUCACCUCAUGUCUCGCAUGCAAUGUGAGGGAUACUGGGAGAAAUGGCUGGAGAGACUGAAUUCUUAUCGUAACAUCAAAUUUGAAGAGAAAUUUGAUGACAGCACGUUAUAGAUGCAACUGUGCAUUAAAACAUGUUAUUAUAAAAUAUAGUUUUCUCUGAUGUAAUUAAUCUAUAUGUUACAGUAUUGCUGGUUGAUUGAUAUCAAAUAGAUGGACAAUUUACUUUUUAUUUGAAA